Messenger RNA from Danio rerio (zebrafish), 4352 nucleotides. The record is from RefSeq and is a predicted model, not a curated record. NCBI's taxonomy places the organism in Eukaryota, Metazoa, Chordata, Actinopteri, Cypriniformes, Danionidae.
UUUUCUUCCUUCAAAUGACUGACGCGCGCUCUCUUCCCGCGCGCCCCCGCAGCGAUUGACGAUCGAUCAUCGAUACUCGCGCACCAUAUCGAUGAAGAGCGGCGCGCGCGGGGUCAGCGCGUGAGUGUGUGCGCGUGACAGCGUGCGCGGGUCUGCAGCGCGGGCGCGCGCCAUUUUGUCCAGGCUCAGCGGCGGCGCGCGCGCAGGAUGAGUGACUGACGGACGGACGCGGGACUGCUGCGCUGCGGAGCGCGCCGACGCUCACCGAGAGGCGCUGUUCUGUUCUCUACCAGGCUUUGCGUCGGACAUACUUUGGAAAGGGAUUCCCGAGGAAGACGAUUGGGAAUUAUUGCCGAUUCUCCCGGAGGAUUUUCUUUCCUCUCGUCAGAAAGAGGCGCGCGACACGAUCGUCACCAAUGGUUGUGCCAGUUGAAGAUCAACUCAACCAUCUGAACACACGGCAAGACCCUGCGGAGACAUCAGGGCUGUUCUCACCUGGAAACCACUCGCGAGUCGCUUCAGUGGGCUGUGGUUUGCAGAUGGACUCCCCUGUCACAAUGAUAUGAGAUUUGCCAGGAGACGAUGCAUACAGGAGGAGAGACCUCAGCAUGCAAACCCUCCUCUGUCCGGCUGGCCCCCUCGUUUUCUUUCCACUCGGCUGGUGUGCAGAUGGAUGCGCAGACGCCCCAUUCUCACCCGCCGUUCAGUGAUGCUCACCCACAGGGCGCCGCUGACCAAUCCGCUGCUGCGCUGCCCUACAACCCGCAGGCCCCGCAGCCCAGCGCCACCCAGGUAACUGCUGAUAUGGUGAUGCUGCAGAGGCGGAUGCCUCAGUGUUUCCGGGAUCCAGCGACGGCACCCUUAAGAAAACUCUCCAUCGAGCUGAUCAAAACAUACAAACACAUCAAUGAGGUUUACUAUGCAAAAAAGAAGCGUCGUCACCAACAGGGUCAGGGCGAGGACUCCAGCAACAAGAAGGAGAGGAAGAUUUACAACGACGGCUAUGACGACGACAACUUCGACUACAUCGUUAAAAAUGGCGAGAAGUGGAUGGACCGAUAUGAGAUCGACUCUUUAAUAGGGAAAGGCUCGUUCGGGCAGGUGGUGAAGGCGUACGACCGUGUGGAGCAGGAGUGGGUCGCCAUCAAGAUCAUAAAGAAUAAAAAGGCCUUCCUGAAUCAGGCUCAGAUCGAAGUGCGACUGCUGGAGCUGAUGAACAAGCACGACACCGAGAUGAAGUACUACAUCGUUCACCUGAAACGCCACUUCAUGUUCCGAAACCACCUGUGUCUGGUGUUCGAGAUGCUGUCCUAUAACCUGUACGAUCUGCUGAGGAACACCAACUUCCGCGGCGUGUCCCUGAACCUGACGCGUAAGUUCGCCCAGCAGCUGUGCACCGCGCUGCUGUUCCUGGCCACGCCGGAGCUCAGCAUCAUCCACUGUGACCUCAAGCCUGAAAACAUCCUGCUCUGCAACCCCAAGAGGUCCGCCAUCAAGAUCGUGGACUUCGGGAGCUCCUGCCAGCUGGGCCAGCGGAUAUACCAGUACAUCCAGAGUCGCUUCUACCGCUCGCCCGAGGUCCUGCUGGGGAUGCCGUACGAUCUGGCCAUCGACAUGUGGUCUCUAGGCUGCAUCCUGGUGGAGAUGCACACCGGAGAACCGCUCUUCAGCGGCGCUAAUGAGGUUGAUCAGAUGAAUAAGAUCGUGGAGGUGUUGGGCGUUCCUCCCAGUCAUAUCCUGGAGCAGGCACCUAAAGCCAGGAAGUUCUUUGAGAAGAUGCCGGACAGUAUGUGGUGCGCCAAGAAGACCAAAGACGGCAAAAGGUAUAAGCCUGCUGGCUCCCGGAAGCUGCACAGUAUUCUGGGUGUGGAGGCAGGCGGCCCCGGCGGGCGCAGAGCCGGAGAGUCGGGUCACGCCGUCGCAGACUACCUGAAGUUCAAGGACCUGAUCCUGCGGAUGCUAGACUAUGACCCCAAGACGCGCAUCCAGCCGUACUACGCUCUGCAGCACAGCUUCUUCAAGAAGACAGCAGACGAGGGCACCAACACCAGCAGCAGUGUGUCCACCAGCCCCGCGCUGGAGCAGUCGCAGUCCUCCGGGAGAGGCUCGUCUGGAACCAGCACCAGUGGCCGCGCCCGCUCAGACCCCACACAUCAGCACCGGCACAGCGGAGGAGGACACUUCAGUGCUGCGGUGGCCAUGGACUGCCACAACCUCUGCCCACAGGCAAGACAGGCGUUUGUGCCGGCGCUGGGCUGGGUUGGAGACGGACUCCAGCAGGCGUCAGGAGAGACUCACCCCGUACAGGAGACCACUUUCCACGUGCCCCCACACCAGCCCAAAGCCCUGCACCCCCACCAACACCACCACCAUCAUCACCACCACCCGCCGCCGCAUGGACAGGGCCCUGCCCGACCUCGACCCCGGCUCUACUCUCCGUCCCACAGCGCCUCCACGCAGGACUCAAUGGAGGUGACGCACGGACACCUGUCCAUGACCUCGCUGUCUUCCUCCGCCUCGUCCUCCUCCACCUCCUCCUCCUCCACCGGCAACCAUCACUACGCCUACCAGAGCCGCCCGCUGCCCCACGGCCUGGGCUUCGGCCACAGCGGCAGCAUGACUCUGGGCCUGGGUGCCUUCUCCAACCCGCGACAGGAGACGGGCGUGGCAGGCGUAGGUCUGCGGCCGGGUCUGGAGCGCGAGGAGUCCCCGAUGGCGGGUGUAUGUGUGCAGCAGAGCUCCGUGGCCAGCUCCUGACCCGCCUGAGGAGGCCGAUUCACGCGCCCGUCCAUACUGGAGCUGAGCGGAGCUGGAGCCAAGCGGAGCCAGCACUCCUGCGGCCGUGGACGUUAACUUCGGUCUGCAGCUCUGACGCUGCCGGAGCCCAGCGCUCGCCCGCCGCCGCCACCGCAGCGUUUCUUCUUCAUGUGUCAGUCGUGACAGAGGUGCGGCCGCGGGCACUGCUCCUCAACAUGGCCUUAUCCUACAGACUGAACGAGACGAGCCGGACGUUUCUUCUUCUUCUUCUUCUUCUUCUUCUUGGAGUGACAAAAGCUUUGAUGUAUUUUUGAGGACGUGCGAACACCUUCAUCACGACACCGAGAACAGAACGCUGAUUUGAGGCCUUUCUUACCCAGAGUUCCUCCUGCUGAUGUCCCAGGACUGCCACUGCCGCCGCCGCGUCCCCGCGCUCGCUCUUCUGCUUUAUCUGAGUUACGCAGCAUGUGUGUUUACUUUCGGCCCUCCCGCUCUUCUGCUUUGAUUUUGGCUUCACGAUUAUGCUGUGAAUUUUACACCACUUUCGUUUCUCCCUUUUGAUAAUUUAUUGUACCAAAGGCAUUUUUUUAUAGAACAUAGAUGUCUGUAACCAAUAAUGUAGCAGUUCUGCACUUUGAAGCAAAGGUGUGUGAGUGUGCGCAUGUGUGUGUGUGCGCGUGUGUGUAUGUGUGUGUCAUGUCAUGUGCGUAAACGGCUGUCAGAACUGAAGUGAUGAUGUUUGAUGCUGCGGCGCACAAUGGAGAGCUCGAUCCUGGACACCAUCGCUUACGAGAUUCUGUCGCUGUUUUUCUGUUUCUUGGUUAGCGGUCAGCAGAGGGCGCUGUGUAGGAUUAGCAUCGAUCUCUAGAGGAUGCUGUGGGCAUGGCGAUCUGUCUAGAGGGCGUUGUGGGCGUGGAGAUCUGUCUCUAGAGGAUGCUGUGGGCGUGGCGAUCUGUCUCUAGAGGGCGCUGUGUGGGAUUAGCAUUGAUCUCUAGAGGGCGCUGUGGGCGUGGCGAUCUCUCUCUAGAGAGCGCUGUGGGCGUGGCAAUCUCUCUAGAGGGCACUGUGGGCGUGGCGAUCUGUCUAGAGGGCGCUGUGGGCGUGGUGAUCUCUCUCUAGAGGGCGCUGUGGGUGUGGCGAUCUCUCUAGAGGGCGCUGUGGGCGUGGCGAUCUCUCUAGAGGGCGCUGUGGGCGUGGCAAUCUGUCUCUAGAGGGCGCUGUGGGCGUGGCUUUUUGUCUCUACAGGGCGUUGUGGGCGUGCCGUUAGUCUAUUUAGAGGGCACUGUGGCGUGGGCUGGUGUUGGCGGCGGAGCUGCUCGGCGGGCCCACAGCAGCCAACAGUGGGAGGUCGGCCUCAUGGGGGCGCUGACUCUAGUAUGAAGCGAUUCGGCAGCGCAGCAGGAGCCUGCUCCAUCUGUCAGUCUGCGCCUCGCGGUUGCGAACAGAAGCUCGCUUUAGGGUUCCUGCAGGCACGGCGUACGGGCGGAGUCCACGAAACAGGCUUCAGGUGUUUACUUUGUGACCCCAUUUUAAUAGCUGAAAUAGAAUUUAUGUACAUAAUUAUAUUUUUUUAAUAAAGGAAGUUUAGAACUCAC